AUGGCAUGCUGUGGAGGACAAAGCCAAGAGGCAACAUUUACAGAUAGGAAGUCGAAUCCCUACUCUCACCUGUUUAAAUAUAUUAUGGUUGGUGACUCUGCCGUUGGCAAGAGUAACUUGACAUUGCAGUUUGUGGACAAGAGGUUUGCACCAAACUCAGACUUUACUAUUGGUGUGGAGUUUGGAUCAAGGACUAUAAACAUCGAGAACAAACAGAUCAAGCUGCAGAUUUGGGAUACGGCCGGACAGGAGAAGUUCAGAUCCAUCACAAGAGCCUACUAUCGCGGUGCUCUCGGUGCUCUGAUCGUGUACGAUAUCACGCGUCGUGAGACGUUUGACAACUUGACCUCAUGGCUCAGCGACUGCCGAAAGUACAGCACUGGUGAGGUCACCAUCGCCCUCAUUGGCAACAAGAGCGACCUGGAGACCAAUCGUCAAGUGUCCACUUCCGAGGCCUCUGCCUUUGCUCAAGAGCAUGGUCUCUUAUUUUUCGAAACGAGUGCCAAGACUGGCUCAAACGUUGAUCUCGCGUUUGAACAAACAUCCAAGAUCAUUUUAGACAAGCUCGAGAAGAACCCUUCGUUAAGAUCAGAGGCAAUGCAA
This is a messenger RNA of Acytostelium subglobosum LB1, 603 nucleotides long. RefSeq lists its product as hypothetical. Gene Ontology annotation, cellular component: Golgi apparatus. Lineage: Eukaryota; Evosea; Eumycetozoa; Acytosteliales; Acytosteliaceae. The transcript is spliced from 3 exons. The annotation marks the transcript as partial. Gene Ontology annotation, molecular function: GTPase activity; GTP binding. The record is from RefSeq and is a predicted model, not a curated record.